CGGUGAAAUAUCGUUACGUCAGUUCCGGUGUCGACCAUUCGGAUAUUUUGUGUUGUUUGAGAAGCUGGUAAGUUUUUCCAAGACUGUUUUUAAAAUGAUGUCUCUUAACAGCUGGCACAGAAUGGCGUGGCAGCCUUCGUUAGGGUUAGACGACAGAAGAUAAUUCUGGCUGUGGUCUUAAUUGUGAAAAACUUCUCCUGUGUUCAAACGUAAUCCAAACAAAAACCACAAGGAAGGGCAAUAGAAGCAUUCACAACAACAACAACAACACUAAUAAAGGCAGUGAGAAAACCCUCCAAAAAUUCCCGAUGCAUUGUGGGUUUGCUACUUGAAUCCAUUCCUUGCCCACCCCAUUUACAGCAACUCAACCACAUUGCAGCAACACAGAUUUACCCCCACCCCAUCUUCAGUGUCUCACACUGUUUGGGGUGUAGCGUUGUUGUUGUUGUUGUUGUACUAGUGGUCGUUAUAUAAAUACAUCCUAAAUUCCAUCGUUGGUUCCUUUCUGUAAAAACUACCGCCCGCACCCAGCUGUGCCCUCUUCCGUCUUCGCACCUUCCACCCUUCCUGUCUCCAGCUCCAACAAUGAAGGUCUACGCUCUCUCGAUCCUCUACAAAGGGGAGACCAAAGCCCGUCUACUGAAGGGUAGUUAUGAACUGUCAUCCUUCGGCUAUUUCCAGCGAUCAACUGUCAAAGAGUUUAUGGAGUUCACCAGCAGAAUUAUAGUAGAACGUUCAAAGCCAUUUUCAAGAUCCUCUGUCAAAGAACAAGAUUACCUCUGCCACGUCUACCUACGAGGUGAUUCGUUAGCCUGUGUUAUGAUAGCAGACCAUGAAUAUCCACAGAGGGUGGCUCACACAUUGCUCUCUAAAGUUCUUGAUGACUUUAAACUCGCAGUUCCGCCUGAGAAAUGGCCAACCGUAGUAGAAAGUGAAGUAAAUUUUCCCCAGUGUGACCAGUAUUUAAAACAGAGCCAGAAUCCACAAGAAUCUGAUGCGAUGACAAAAAUCCAGAAUGACUUGGAUGAAACAAAAAUUAUUUUGCACAACACAAUUGAUGCCAUCUUGGAGCGUGGUGAGAAACUGGAUGAUCUUGUUGAAAAAUCAGAAGGACUGAGUACCCAGUCAAAAUCUUUCUACAAAACAGUGAAACCCAGAGAACCAACGCCCCUUCCAGCCUCUGUUGAAGAACCCUUGGUCAAGACACAACGACCUCAUCUAGCUGGCUACUCUGUCCGUGGACAUGCUGCCCGCAAAGAUGCCAAUACUGGCAGGGCCAAUAGCAGAUCUCUCUGUGGCAAAUGUAGUUGCCAGGCAGCUAGCCGCUUUCUCCGAGCUGCUCGUGACUCAAUAGCCCGCAAAACAAACCAAUGCUGUACCCUGCUGUAACUAUCAGAGCUGCUAUGCUAGCUCUGUAUUGGUGACUGGCGACACUCAUCUUCCUCCAGUUAUCACAACUGACUGACUGAAGCUUAAACUGAUGCCGGCCCCCUCCCCUC
This is a messenger RNA of Octopus sinensis (East Asian common octopus), 1499 nucleotides long. RefSeq names its product synaptobrevin homolog YKT6. Gene Ontology annotation, biological process: endoplasmic reticulum to Golgi vesicle-mediated transport. The coding region runs from base 586 to 1389 and encodes 267 amino acids. Gene Ontology annotation, molecular function: SNAP receptor activity. The record is from RefSeq and is a predicted model, not a curated record. NCBI's taxonomy places the organism in Eukaryota, Metazoa, Mollusca, Cephalopoda, Octopoda, Octopodidae. The transcript has 10 exons. Gene Ontology annotation, cellular component: membrane; Golgi apparatus.